AGUAUGCACCAUUAAAGCGGGAUUGGAAAAUUCUUAUACACAUAAAAUAGCCGUUUGAUGUAGUUUUUUUUUUUAGGGGUGUUGAAGAAACGCUAUGAAAGUGCAACAGGUUUCGACCAAAUGGAUUCGGUUACUUGGCGAAUGAACUUUGACUGUUUGACAAACAGCCGCCGUGGCAUCAACAAAUCGGACGGUAUAAAAGCGAUCGCUCCAGAACCAUCUUUCUAUAGUAACGUUCUCGUGCUACAAUCGAACUAAUCGAACCAAGAUUGAACCGUUGCAAUUUCGAGGAAAUAUAACCAACUGUAAAGAUGAAGUGUGCAUUGGUUUUGGUGGCUCUGUGUUUGGCGAUGGCUGUGGCCGUUCCGGUUCCGGAUCGCAAUGCCCAAACGCUCAAGUUCGACAGCAGCAUUAACGGUGUGGACGGGUACAGCUAUCAGUAUGAAACAAGCAACGGCAUAUCGGCCCAGGAAGCCGGUGAGCUGAAGAACUUCGGUGAGGCAUCGGCCCUGGCCGUACGAGGAUCGUUCACCUACACUGCUGCCGACGGACAGGUGUACACCGUCAACUACAUUGCGGACGAGAACGGAUUCCAGCCGGAAGGAAAACACAUCCCGAAGGAAUAGAUUAUUCAUCCCGGUGAUGAGUUGUUGUCCAUUGAUAAAGAUGUGUAAAUAAAUAGUAAAAAAAAAAUGUACGAAAAU
Molecule: messenger RNA, 704 nt
Organism: Anopheles funestus (African malaria mosquito)
Lineage: Eukaryota; Metazoa; Arthropoda; Insecta; Diptera; Culicidae
Product: flexible cuticle protein 12-like
Exons: 1
Coding region: 312-626 (104 amino acids)
Cellular component (GO): chitin-based extracellular matrix
Molecular function (GO): structural constituent of chitin-based larval cuticle
Source: RefSeq, a predicted model, not a curated record